AUGUAAUAUUCAUUAUUUUAAAUUCAAACUGAUUUAAAGAUUAUAAUGGGAUGCACAGUAUAGAAAUAAAAGAAUAAGAAACCAACUCUUGGAUUAUCAGUAUUUAUAUUUUUAAAUAAAGCUUAGAUCUAAGAAACAGAAAUACAUUGUAAAGAAUAGUUGUAAACUCCAGAUACAUUGGAUAUGUCGAGUCCUCGAUAACAAAAUAUAAUAGUAUUAAAGAAACUUCUUGCUUCUUCAAGUUUGAAUGUUGACCAAAUCAUUAAACCCCCUUUGAAAAAGAGCUCAUAUUCUAAUUUGAGCAGAAGUAGAAGGUCAUGA
This is a messenger RNA of Paramecium pentaurelia, 321 nucleotides long. The record is from the annotation of a GenBank genome assembly. NCBI's taxonomy places the organism in Eukaryota, Ciliophora, Oligohymenophorea, Peniculida, Parameciidae.